Messenger RNA from Parnassius mnemosyne (clouded apollo), 1116 nucleotides. Lineage: Eukaryota; Metazoa; Arthropoda; Insecta; Lepidoptera; Papilionidae. The record is from the annotation of a GenBank genome assembly.
AUGAAUGUACAAGGUGCACAUUAUGAUAACCCGGAACAGGUCUUAAAUUACUUUCGCUAUAUUACCGGUAAUAAAACUGAACCACCACAGUUUCCUAAACGGUUUAACCCUGAUAUGCGUGACAAAAGAAAUGACAGCGUAAACAAAUAUCCAAACCAAUCCAUGCAAGAGGUAAAAAGUAGAAAUAAUCACGACUAUUUUAAUAACAAAAGGACCAUGAGCCACAUAACGUGUUUCAAUUGUGGCGAAGUAGGUCACACAGUUCUGAAGUGUACUAAAGAAAUACUAAGGUGCAACAAAUGCAAACGCCAUGGCCAUAAAGAUAUCAAUUGCAAUUCACAAAAUUAUCAUAAACCAAACAACACAAACCGCGAAGAGAUUAAUAACAUAUCAAAGACUGUAUUAAAUAUAGAUGGAACAGUGAUGGAAAGUAAUCAAAAAUAUUUUAAAGAUGUUAAAAUUAACGAUAUAAUAAUAAAAGGUUAUAUUGACUUUGGGAGCGAGUGUACUCUCUUGAGUGAUAAAGUAUGUAAAGACUUGAAUUUAAAAAUUUCUUCAGACGAGUUGCCCAUUUUACGGGGAUUUGGUAAUAGUGCCAUAUCUCCAAUUGGUAAAGCACAAGUAAGAGUAAGAGUCGAUUUUGUGGAUAUAGGAUUAAUAGCAUAUGUUGUGCCUGCAUCUUUGUUGCCAGCUGAGGUACUCAUAGGGCAAUCUCUCUCUGAACAUCCUACUGUAAGAGUAUUUAAGACGGAUAAAGAAUUGACAUUAUACCAAAUUACUGCUAACAAAUCAAACUUGCUGGUAUUAACGACUGUAGAUGAUUACAUGAUUAAAAAUGAUACAGUAAUAGAAGCUGUUAGCGUUUCCCAGUUUACAGGAUUCGUGAGCAUAGCAUCAGAGAUACAGCGAUUCAAUGAUUCACAAUAUUUAAUCUUACCCGGAGUUUAUGCUAUUUAUGAUGGUAUCGUCCGUGUAGUUGUUAUAAGUUUAUGUGAUAAACCCUUUUCCCUUAAGAAAGGCAAAAUCGUAGCAAGAGGCGUAGGAAUACCAAAACAAAUAUUCGCCACCAACGAGGAAAACAGUUACGUGGUAAAUGUGAGGCUAUACGCCUCUUGA